Messenger RNA from Trachymyrmex cornetzi, 2071 nucleotides. It is a transcript of the gene lft, whose product is annotated as Limb expression 1 family member lowfat. Gene Ontology annotation, biological process: autophagosome maturation. The coding region runs from base 619 to 1527 and encodes 302 amino acids. The record is from RefSeq and is a predicted model, not a curated record. NCBI's taxonomy places the organism in Eukaryota, Metazoa, Arthropoda, Insecta, Hymenoptera, Formicidae. The transcript has 4 exons. Gene Ontology annotation, cellular component: cytoplasm.
UUAUCACUAUUUGAUGAACGAAAGAAAUUCUUGACACGAUGCGAAUGAAUUGAUGCGUUGCGUAAAAAAAAAGUAAAGAAAAAUAUAACACAGCUAGAAAAUCUUGAGUUUAUGACAAAGGGAAACUGGAUGAAAUUGACAAUCAACUGACAAAGAAGGAAAUCUGGGGAAUUGAAUGAAUGGAGGUCGGAUGGCACGGGGCGGCCAUGCGAGUUGCACGGCCCUGGUUUUCUGGAAAUCGUCAGCGAUCCGGAGUCCGGGGCCAUUAAACGCGUUAUAUGAGUGUCUUGCAAUUUGAUCCUGCGGCGCUCACAGCUCAGAGUGCUCAGUCAGCUCAGUUCGGUCAGGUUCGGUGGACGCGGAUGGUGCAGGGUGCAGUGCCCUGAUCGGAUUGGAUUGGAGAGUAAUUUACGCGAAUUCCUGGGCAUCCGGGUCUUUGUCCGGUCCGGCCAGACCUCCUGGGUUCCUUUCCACGCCCGAUGCCACCGUUGUCUCUCCGCUCCCGUUGUCGCGCAGCAUCCGACACACACUCGUCGACGGUCGACGGUCAUCACGGUGUGCGCGAACACAGCAUUGUCUUGUCGAUUUUUCGAGUAAAUAAAUGCAAGUUUUUGAGUAAUGCAGGGCAUGAUGCCAGUUAAGACAAAAUCACGUGUUACUGAAAAUAUGGGGGUCACAGGUGGACUGGUAGAUGCCCGUGCCAAGCAAGUUUUAAGAGAGGCUGUAGAUGCAGUUGUUAAUAGCUUUGCAAAACAUAGUCAAGGUUAUGGCAGAGUAAAUGUCGUAGAAGCAUUGCAAGAAUUUUGGCAGAUGAAACAAGCUAGAGGAACAGAAUUGAGAAAUGGUGCAUUAGUUAUUUAUGAAUCUGUUCCUGGUGCCAAUCCACCUUACGUUUGUUAUGUAACACUUCCUGGAGGAUCGUGUUUUGGGAGUUUUCAAAAUUGUCCCACAAAGGCGGAAGCACGUAGAUCGGCUGCAAAAAUCGCACUAAUGAAUUCUGUAUUCAAUGAACAUCCAUCGCGAAAGAUUACUGAUGAUUUUAUUGAAAAAGCUGUCGCAGAGGCAAGGGCUAGUUUUGCCAAACCUUCAGCAACAUCCAACGGAGUUGGUAGCCAAGCACAAGGAAGUGGUGAUGAGAAAGAAGAUCCAAACACAGGUAUAGGUGCGUUUCGUUUUAUGUUGGAAUGCAAUCGUGGAAGAACAAUGUUGGAAUUUCAAGAGUUAAUGACAGUCUUCCAAUUGCUUCAUUGGAAUGGCUCUUUAAAAGCCAUGAGAGAGAGGCAGUGCAGCAGGCAGGAAGUAGUCGCGCAUUAUAGUCAUCGGGCAUUAGACGACGAUAUGCGUAGCCAAAUGGCAUUAGACUGGGUUGCUAGAGAACACGAAAGUGGUGGUGGGAUCGUGGCAAUGGAAUUGGCCUUAGCCGAACGUGAACUUGAAACUGCGCGAUUAGCGGGACGAGAACUUAGAUUUCCAAAAGAAAAGAAAGAUAUACUAAUGCUCGCACAUGCGCAGGUUUGUCCGCAGUGAAUUCUAAUGUGAACGUCACUAAAAUAAAUAAUGUACAAGACUGGUCUUUUGCAAGGAAUAAGUUUGCAAGGAAAAAAAAAAUAGUUUUUUUUUUAAGAUUUUAAAAGACCGUUUUACUUAAUUCUUUCUAGGGCUUAACUUUAUGGCAACGAAAACAACUUUCGUCCUUUUUAUAGAGCUUUUUUUUUAUAAAGCAUUUCUGGUGAUAAUAGAUCUUAAAUGGGAUAUUUUGAUUAUAUAGAAAUACUAAGUAUACAUAAAUAUCAUCAUUAAGCAUUAUAAAGAUAUACUGUGUGCACACAAUAUAGAACACUCGCAUUUUUAUAUAUUACAUUUUACUUGUAUGUGUAUAUAUUUUGGGACGCAAGGCUUUGUCUUCCAUUAUCUAUAUUUCGUAAGAUGUCUGCUUAAUCAUCAGAGUACAAUUCAAUAAGAUCGACAAAUAUAAUUUCGCAAUGUAUUUGGAAUUGAAAAAGGGUAUGAAAUGUGUGUGUGCGCGCGCGCACGCGUGUGAUAUUCACAAUAUAACUAUAAAUUAUAAAUU